Molecule: messenger RNA, 1240 nt
Organism: Plectropomus leopardus (leopard coralgrouper)
Lineage: Eukaryota; Metazoa; Chordata; Actinopteri; Perciformes; Serranidae
Gene: uraha
Product: urate (5-hydroxyiso-) hydrolase a
Biological process (GO): purine nucleobase metabolic process
Molecular function (GO): hydroxyisourate hydrolase activity
Source: RefSeq, a predicted model, not a curated record
UGUGUACUUAAUGUCAUGCUGAAUAGGGCAGUGUGCAGAACUGCAUGAAGAUAAUGCCAUCUGAAGAUGUUUAAUAACUGAUAAAAUUUUUGGGGUUAUAACUGCUAGCCCAGUUUGGAUUUCAUUCAUCGGUGCACAUGAGUGCGUACAGGGUGCAGCAACUCAAGGGUCAUAUUCUGCCCGAAGACAAGAUCACAGCAAUGGCAGGCUCACCUAGUCCUCUGACCACCCAUGUGCUGAACACUGCGAUGGGUGUCCCGGGUUCAAACAUGGCCCUCAGUCUCCAUCGACAAGACCCCUCCACUAAUGGCUGGAGUUUGAUAACCACUGGGACCACGAAUGCUGAUGGACGCUGCCCAGGACUCAUCACAAGACAAAUGUUUACAUCUGGUGUGUACAGAAUGCGUUUUGAGACUGGUCAAUACUGGGAGAGUUUGGGAGAGGCCUGCUUUUACCCGUAUGUUGAGAUUAUCUUCACUAUAAACAACCCUGGCCAAAAGUACCAUGUCCCUCUGCUCCUAAGUCGUUUCUCUUAUAGUACAUACAGAGGGAGCUAAGGAUCAACAUGACGAACAUGCUGAGACUACCUCCAUCUAUCAGCUGACAGACACAUCACAGGCAGAGGCAACCCCGCCAAGAGCGUUCAUCCCAGCACCACCAUGACUGUCACAACUGUUAACAUUACGGUCCAUCUGAAUGAUUCCACCAUGGGCAAGGACGUUAUGAUCAAUACAACUUUUUUUGCAAUUAAACAAACCACAUUAAUCAUACAUUAUCUUUAACCUCAGGCUGGAUAAUACAUUGAUAUUAUAUGGAUGUUGUUAUAUGAGAAUAGAUAUUGUCUUAUAUUUUGGAUAUCAUAACAUUGUAAGUUUUUUCUUUUUUUCUGGUUUUAAAGGCUGCAUUACAAUAGACUGAUGUCAUUUUCUGAACUUACCUUGCUUAACACACUUUCUUAUUAUAUCCACAUUACUAAUGAUUAUUUAUCAAGAAUGUCAUUGAUAUUUGAUUUUCUCCAAAGUGCCCAACUCUAAUUUAACCAAUCUGCAGUUUAUAAGACAUACAAUGUAUUAAUUAACCUAUAAAAUAAAGUGUGUACUGUCAAGUAUGUCUUUUUGUUCUUUUGUCAACAUCAAUAGGCUAUGAGCCUGUCUGCGAGUCUUUUUUUUUUUUCAAAAUAUCAGCACUGUCUGUACUUUAUACUAAAUGUUACUGACUAAAAAUCACAUUAUGUGUGAGC